AACAUGCUGAACGGAAGGAAGAAACAUGCGUCCUUUGACUGUUGAAGGUGGGGAAAGUGAGUUGAGUGUGGUCAAAGACCAGCGACGAAAACGACUGCGCCCAUAGAGCUUGUGGACUUACAUUAACAUCAUUUUUCCACUGGAAUGUACACAUCAAUACAUGUACCAGCAUUGACCAAUAAUUGUAGCAGGGAACUAGCUAUACAAAACAGGAACAACGGUUGUAGCAUGGAACUAGCUUUACCAAACAGGAACAACGGUUGUAGCAUGGAACUAGCUAUACAAAACAGGAACAACGGGUGUAGCAGGGAACUAGCUUUACCAGACAAGAACAACGGUUUUGGAAGGGAACUAGCUAUACCAGACAAGAACAACGGUUUUGGAAGGGAACUAGCUAUACCAGACAAGAACAACGGUUUUGGCAGGGAACUAGCUAUACCAGACAAGAACAACGGUUUUGGCAGGGAACUAGCUAUACCAGACAAGAACAACGGUUUUGGCAGGGAAUUAGCUCUGCCAGAAAUAAACAAUGGUUGGCCCAACUUACUAGCUGGUCCAGAAAUGGCCAAUGGUUGGCCCAACUCACUAGCUGGUUCAGAAAUGGCCAAAGGUUGGCCCAACUUACUAGCUGGUCCAGAAAUGGCCAAUGGUUGGCCCAACUUACUAGCUGGUCCAGAAAUGGCCAAUGGUUGGCCCAACUUACUAGCUGGUCCAGAAAUGGCCAACGGUUGGCCCAACUUACUAGCUGGUCCAGAAAUGGCCAAUGGUUGGCCCAACUUACUAGCUGGUCCAGAAAUGGCCAACGGUUGGCCCAACUUACUAGGUGGUCCAGAAAUGACCAAAAGUUGGCCCAACUCAAGGCCAUGUCAAGAAAUGGCCAAAGGUUGGCCCAACUCACUACCAUGUCAAGAAAUGGCCAAAGGUUGGCCCAACUCACUACCAUGUCAAGAAAUGGCCAAAGGUUGGCCCAACUCACUACCAUGUCAAGAAAUGACCAAAGGUUGGCCCAACUCACUGCCAUGUCAAGAAAUGGCCAAAGGUUGGCCCAACUCACUGCCAUGUCAAGAAAUGACCAAAGGUUGGCCCAACUCACUACCAUGUCAAGAAAUGGCCAAAGGUUGGCCCAACUCACUACCAUGUCAAGAAAUGACCAAAGGUUGGCCCAACUCACUAGCUGGUCCAGAAAUGACCAAUGGAUGGCCAAACUCACUACCUGGGCCAGGAGUUACCAAUGGAUGGCCCAACUCUACUUCUACGACAGCCGGGACCCAUGCUAUUGCAGACCAACAUCAUACUGAGAGAGAGACACCGUUCCCCAAAAAAACCGAGAUAACUGAUGACAUUACCGAUGAGACCGAAUUGUCCAACGCCAUAGGUCAACUUAAGCACCUGUACGGCACUCAACCGACUUUUGAAACAUCGUGUGAAGGACCGCCCCACAACAGACUCUACAUUUGCCGUGUCACACUCCACGGCAGGACGACAGAAGGAACAGCCAGGACCAGUAAAUUGGCCAGCAGAAUAGCAGCGGCAAAAAUGUUGAAAGUAAUGUCACCAGCUAAGGUCCCUGUCCACACGGGCAGUAAAAGUGGAGCCUACAAGAUCAGCUGUGAGCGGACUAUAGUGCAUGAAAAGUUUACAGUCACUGUGGACACUAGAGAAGAACAAAUGGAAUGCGAAUGAGGAGACAGAACAACAAGUACAUCUGAAUAAAAAAAAUGAC
Molecule: messenger RNA, 1723 nt
Organism: Physella acuta
Lineage: Eukaryota; Metazoa; Mollusca; Gastropoda; Physidae
Source: RefSeq, a predicted model, not a curated record